Molecule: messenger RNA, 1070 nt
Organism: Hyaloscypha bicolor E
Lineage: Eukaryota; Fungi; Ascomycota; Leotiomycetes; Helotiales; Hyaloscyphaceae
Product: putative 60S ribosomal protein L10-A
Exons: 5
Coding region: 78-740 (220 amino acids)
Biological process (GO): ribosomal large subunit assembly; translation
Cellular component (GO): ribosome; cytosolic large ribosomal subunit
Molecular function (GO): structural constituent of ribosome
Source: RefSeq, a predicted model, not a curated record
CAACUUGGUACAAGACCUCUUGUCUUCUCUCCCCAUCCCGCAACAACAACCACGAAGCCACCUCGAAAUCAUUCAAGAUGGCACGAAGACCCGCGAGAUGCUACCGUUACUGCAAGAAUAAGCCCUAUCCCAAGUCCCGAUUCAACCGUGGUGUCCCCGAUCCAAAGAUCCGUAUCUUUGAUCUCGGCCGAAAGCGUGCGAACGUCGACGAGUUCCCCCUCUGUGUCCACUUGGUCUCCAACGAGUAUGAACAAUUGAGCUCUGAGGCUUUGGAAGCUGCCCGUAUUUGCGCCAACAAAUACUUGGUCAAGAUUGCCGGAAAGGAAGGUUUCCAUCUCCGUGUCCGCGCCCACCCUUACCAUGUCGUCCGAAUCAACAAGAUGUUGUCCUGCGCCGGUGCCGAUAGAUUGCAGACUGGAAUGCGUGGUGCUUGGGGUAAGCCCAACGGAACUGUUGCCCGUGUCAACAUUGGUCAAAUCAUCCUGAGUGUCCGAACUCGUGAUUCUCACCGCGCAACCGCUCUCGAGGCUCUUCGACGAUCACAAUACAAGUUCCCUGGCCGCCAAAAGAUCAUCGUUUCCAAGAACUGGGGCUUCACUCCUCUCCGCCGUGAAGAGUACAUGGAGAAGAAGGCUGAAGGCAAGCUCUUGGUCGACGGUGCCUAUGUCCAGUUCUUGUCCAACAAAGGAAAGCUGGCCGACAACAUCCGAAGAUUCCCUGCUGCUUUCCAAGAAGCUUAGGUGGGCGGCUGAUGGUGCGUGGCAAUUGGGAAAGAAGAAAGGCGUAUUUUGCAAGGGCCGGAUUGCAUGAUGUCUUACGGCAUCCAGUUUUCUGAUCGUUGUACUUAAGGAAUUGCUACGACUUUCUGCUUUUACUUUGAGCAUACCGAUGUGAUUCGUGUGAACUUCUGUACGGAGUGAAAGAUAUGCUAGACUGGAGGCAGGAAAGGGCAUCCCUGGCAAAGCCGCAAAAGCAAUAAUGCCUGUGCUCGUUCGGAGUCCGCACCAGUCUGUUGACAACACGCAGCCCCAAGGAGGGCAGGGUUAGAUGCGAAACUAUCCCGUUCUGGC